Molecule: messenger RNA, 1128 nt
Organism: Thermochaetoides thermophila DSM 1495
Lineage: Eukaryota; Fungi; Ascomycota; Sordariomycetes; Sordariales; Chaetomiaceae
Product: UDP-glucose 4-epimerase-like protein
Exons: 3
Coding region: 1-1128 (375 amino acids)
Biological process (GO): beta-D-galactose catabolic process via UDP-galactose, Leloir pathway
Cellular component (GO): cytosol
Molecular function (GO): UDP-glucose 4-epimerase activity
Source: RefSeq, a predicted model, not a curated record
AUGGCUGGGGGCAAAGGAACUGUCCUUGUCACCGGUGGUACCGGGUACAUUGGCUCUUUCACCACCCUCGUUCUCCUUGAAGAUGGCUACGAUGUUAUUGUCGUCGAUAAUCUCGCCAAUUCAUCGGUGGUCGCCAUCGAUCGCAUUGAGCGUAUCUGCAAGAAGCGCCCCCUCUUCUACGAAGUCGAUAUUACCGACGAGCAGGCCCUCGACGAGGUGUUCGCGAAGCAUCCUGAGAUCAACAGCGUCAUUCACUUCGCCGCCCUGAAGGCUGUCGGCGAGUCAGGCGAGAUCCCCCUCGAGUACUACCGCGUCAAUGUUGGCGGCAGCAUCUCGCUGCUGCGCUGCAUGGAGCGCCACAAUGUGACCAAUGUCGUCUUCUCCUCGUCGGCCACUGUCUACGGCGACGCGACCCGCUUCCCCAAUAUGAUCCCUAUUCCCGAGCACUGCCCUCUCGGUCCCACCAACACAUACGGCCAGACCAAGCGCAUGAUUGAGCAGGUCAUCACCGACCAGAUCGAGGCCCAGAGGCGUAAGCUGAAGGCGGCUGGCAAGCCGUAUGAGCAAUGGAACGCGGCGCUGUUGCGGUACUUUAAUCCUUGUGGCGCUCACCCUAGCGGCAUCAUGGGCGAAGACCCUCAGGGCGUGCCCUACAACCUUCUUCCUCUGCUCGGAAAGGUGGCUACUGGCGAGCGUGAAAAGCUUCAAGUUUACGGUGAUGACUACCCCUCUCGCGACGGCACUGCGAUUCGUGAUUACAUCCACGUCCUCGACCUUGCCGACGGCCACUUGGCCGCUCUCAACUACCUGCGAGAGCACAAGCCUGGUGUCCGCGCCUGGAACCUGGGUUCCGGCCGCGGCAGCACUGUCUUCGAAAUGAUCAAGGCCUUCAGCAAGGUUGUCGGCCGCGAUCUCCCCUAUGAAGUUGUCGGCCGGAGGCACGGCGACGUCCUGGACUUGACCGCCAAUCCCGCCCUGGCCAAUGAGGAGCUGCAAUGGAAGACGCGACGCACGCUCGAGGAUGCUUGCGCGGAUCUGUGGCGCUGGGUCAAGAACAACCCUAAGGGCUACCGGCAGGAACCGCCGGCCGAGCUGCUGGCUGCGCUCGACGCGCAGAACGGAAACUGA